Messenger RNA from Myotis brandtii (Brandt's bat), 1383 nucleotides. It is a transcript of the gene ALLC, whose product is annotated as allantoicase. Gene Ontology annotation, molecular function: allantoicase activity. Gene Ontology annotation, biological process: allantoin catabolic process. NCBI's taxonomy places the organism in Eukaryota, Metazoa, Chordata, Mammalia, Chiroptera, Vespertilionidae. The record is from RefSeq and is a predicted model, not a curated record. The transcript has 11 exons. Bases 224 to 1276 code for a protein of 350 amino acids.
ACUCCCUCCACAGGAGCCUCUGGCAGGGACUGCAGCGGGGGGGGGCCUCCAGGGGGGGCUGCCCCUCCCCGAGCCCUUGUGACAUCAGCGGCCCAGCCAGGCCCCAGGCCCCCAGGCCCUGAGUUCUCUCCUGCUGCCCCCGAGCGAGCGCCAUGAGACCUUGGCUGGCGUCUGCAGGGCAAGGAAUCCGACCCUAGAGCCUGGGCUCCCGGCUGCUGGAAGCAUGGUGGACUCUCCCAGGGAGGGGAAGCUGGCCCGGUCUCCGGACUUCGUCCAGCUGAUCGACAUGGCGUCCGAGUCCGUGGGAGGCAAGAUUUUGUUUGCAACAGAUGACUUUUUUGCUCCUGCAGAAAACCUGAUAAAGAGUGACAGCCCGCGUUUUGAAGAGCAUAAAUACACUGAGUUUGGCAGGUGGAUGGACGGAUGGGAGACCAGACGCAGGAGGACUCCAGGUCACGACUGGUGCAUUGUCAGGCUGGGGGUCCAGGGCCUGAUCCGGGGCCUGGACGUGGACAUUUCCUACUUCACGGGAGGCUACGCCCCUCGGAUUUCAAUCCAAGCAGCAAACCUGGAAGAAGGUAAAGAACCAGCAAUGCCCCCGAGAGGAGUCAGGAUGGGAGUGGCUGCCACCGCCGAGGAGCUGGACGCCGUCGCUAAGCGGCGCCAGAGGGAAGGCGUGGCCGUGGGCUUGAGGGCAGUGCCCCUCACAGAUGGUGGGGUCGCGCGCCUCCGGGUGUACGGCGUCGGACACAAGGACUGGGCGUCCGCCGACCCCAAAGAGCCAGUGGACCUGGCGGCCAUGGCCAGCGGGGGCGCCUGCGUGGGGUUCAGUAACGCCCAUUUUGGGCACCCCAACAAGAUGAUAGUUCCCGCCGGCUUCGGGGCGGGUUCUGUGUGGCACCCGCGGGCUCACGCGUGUCCCCUUGGAUUCCAGAGCGACGAGACCGGCGCCCUCCUCGUCCUCGGGGGCGAGUGGGCUGUUUUCCGCCUCUCACACCCUGGAGUGGUGACCCAAGUGGAAAUCGACACGACGCAUUUUGAAGGCCCCUACGCCCCAGCCAGGGCUGCGCUGGGCCGUCUGCCCCUGGGGUCUCAGGGCCACGCCGUCCCCCAGCUCUCUCCCAACACAGCCCAGGUGUUCGACAGCCUGACCCCGGAGCUGCAGGACGUGGUCCACGCGAGGAGGCUCACCAUCUGCUCCUUCUGCCUCCUGCGGCCGCGGGACAAGCCCAUGAUGAGGUUCUCGGUGAAGGCGGGGUUCCGGUCCAGCCUGUAGCCCCGCAGCUGCCGGCCGCACGCAGUGACCGAGUCGCCGUCUUUGAAGUGUUUUCAGCACCUGCACCUUCAGCAGCUCCGGGCAGUUAAUCUCAGUCGGUAGCGUUC